Saccoglossus kowalevskii is the source of this 986-nucleotide messenger RNA. RefSeq names its product thymocyte nuclear protein 1-like. Gene Ontology annotation, cellular component: nucleus. The record is from RefSeq and is a predicted model, not a curated record. NCBI's taxonomy places the organism in Eukaryota, Metazoa, Hemichordata, Enteropneusta, Harrimaniidae.
CUCAAAGUCUAGAUUGUGGUUUCGUAGACCGAAUUUGUGCAAGUAACAACUAACGACAGUAGUUUUGACCGACGAAAAAUGCCACCAAGAAAGAAACGAAAGACAGCAGCACCAGCAACAAGUAACAGUAAAGAGAUCAGUAAACCAAUCAUAUCGAACACAGUCAUAGGCCCUAAAUAUGAAUGUUGGCUUAUGAAAUCAGAACCAGAGUCCAGAUAUGAAAAUGGCAUUGAUGUUAAGUUUGGAAUUGAAGACUUAAUUAAUGAACCUAAUCAAACUGCAUGUUGGGAUGGAGUCAGGAAUUAUCAAGCUAGGAAUUUCAUGAGAGAUCAAAUGAAAGAAGGCCAGUUGGCAUUCUUUUAUCACAGUAAUUGUAGACCUCCUGGCAUUGCUGGCAUAAUUAAGAUUGUGAAAGAAGGAUAUGUUGAUCAUACACAGUAUGACAGUAAAGACCCACACUAUGACAGAACAAGUACAAAAGAGAAUCCACGAUGGUACAUGGUGGACGUGCAGUUUGUUCGGAAGACUAAGCGAUUCAUUCCACUCUCAGAACUUAAAGAUAUGUAUAUGAAACAUAAACAGAUUGAUGGUCCACUGAGUAAUGUAGCACUCUUCACUAGAGCCAGACUUUCAGUUCAGCCGUUGACAUCAGAGGAAUUUGACUUUAUUCUAAGUCUGGAAGAAGCAGCUGAAUAAAUGUUAGAAGACUGUCUACUUUAGUUUAUUUAGUUGUGUUAAUACAGAUAAUGGUGGCAUUAACACAUCUGUCUUUACUCACAUGCACCCUGUGUCUGCUACUACUAAAAGUUUGAACUGAAAACUGACAUGAACACAACUUUUAUUCUUUGUACAUGUGUUGUACAGUAAAGCAUACUGAAAGACCUUAAACACUGUAAUGGUUGAUUCCUAGUUGGGCAGCCAGUUCACGGAUGAUGGUUCUUUUAUUUAGUGUGUUCAUAUAUGAAAUAUACAUACAACUUACUCAC